Messenger RNA from Coprinopsis cinerea okayama7#130, 384 nucleotides. RefSeq lists its product as hypothetical. Lineage: Eukaryota; Fungi; Basidiomycota; Agaricomycetes; Agaricales; Psathyrellaceae. The transcript is spliced from 2 exons. The record is from RefSeq and is a predicted model, not a curated record. Bases 1 to 384 code for a protein of 127 amino acids.
AUGGCGAUGGGAUCCUUGAUUGAAUCGAAGGCUGGGAUGACGGGUUCCUGGACGAGGGAGAGAGCACCUUGCGAGCCACUGGGGGCCAGGAAUAUCCUCGGAACGUGGGUUACGAUUAGGCACCAGCGUCCUGGCAUGACGAGGCUCGAAAGGAAGUGGAGCGCUUGGGGGCAAAUUGAGGUAAUAGAUGGCAAGAAGGGUACCACCAGGCACCAAGAGUACAUCCAUCUAGACUCCGUAAAGGCCGGUGGCUCCUGGACGUGUAAUUGGCCGAGAAGCCAGAGGCAGCUGCGCGAGCCCACGGCGCAGGACCUAGCAAAGUGGUUUCACUGCCUCAAGAAUGGAAUACAGCGGAGCGCAGUGACCGAGGACUUUGCAUUAUGA